CUUGGUUUCUUUCGCGACGCUUUUUUUUCGCAAUCCUUUUUUUGAGCCUUUGCCCUUUAAUUAUAGCAACCCACUCUUUAUACUACCACCCCACAAGACAGACAGACAGACACAAAAAGGUUCUCUUUUACAACUCGUAUUAUAGCAAAUGGGACGAAAGAAAAUUAAGAUCCAGCCUAUUCAAGACGACCGUAACCGUCAGGUCACUUUCCUGAAGCGGAAAUACGGUCUAAUGAAGAAGGCCUACGAGCUGUCUGUCCUUUGCAACUGUGACAUUGGCCUGAUCAUAUUCAACAACUCGAACAACAAGCUGGUGCAGUAUGCAAGCAAGGAUAUGGACAAGGUGUUGCUGCGAUAUACAGAGGUAAGCAAGGAAAGAGAGUGAGAGAGUCGUUGUCGCCACGUGUGUGUUGCUCAUUCUUUGCUUUCUCUACAGUAUCAAGAGCCACACGAGAGUAAAAACAAUGUAGACUUUAUGGAUUCCGGUCUUGAUCAAGGAAAGGAUCUGGAUGCUUCGGAUCAGGAGUACGACCCUGAAUAUUUGCCGCCGCCGCCGUCGCAACAGCAGCAGCAGCAGCAGCAGCAUCAGCAAUCAGUAUCGCCCAUGGUCACUGCCGCUGCCGUUCCACCACCACCACCUCCUCCUUCA
Zychaea mexicana is the source of this 649-nucleotide messenger RNA. RefSeq lists its product as uncharacterized. Gene Ontology annotation, biological process: regulation of transcription by RNA polymerase II. The record is from RefSeq and is a predicted model, not a curated record. The transcript is spliced from 4 exons. The coding region runs from base 149 to 385 and encodes 78 amino acids. Lineage: Eukaryota; Fungi; Mucoromycota; Mucoromycetes; Mucorales; Lichtheimiaceae. Gene Ontology annotation, molecular function: RNA polymerase II cis-regulatory region sequence-specific DNA binding; DNA-binding transcription factor activity, RNA polymerase II-specific; protein dimerization activity.